Daktulosphaira vitifoliae (grape phylloxera) is the source of this 2555-nucleotide messenger RNA. RefSeq lists its product as uncharacterized. The transcript is spliced from 3 exons. Bases 355 to 1344 code for a protein of 329 amino acids. Lineage: Eukaryota; Metazoa; Arthropoda; Insecta; Hemiptera; Phylloxeridae. The record is from RefSeq and is a predicted model, not a curated record.
AACAAACUUUAUUUCUAGGCUCUUAUUGCUAAAGAACCAAAUUGGGAAAUUGAUUGGCUUACUAAAAGAACUCGAGCAUUUGAAAAAUCUCUUUUACAAGUAAAUAAACCUAAGCAAGAAUUUAUUAAAGAAGAAAAAUUGAAAGAUUCAAUAGUUAUUGAAUCAAAACCAGAAAAGUCUUUUUUUGAGAAGGAUUUUAAAAAAGAAAAAGAAAGAGAUAAAGAAAAAGAAAGACUUAGAGAUAAAGAAAAAAAUAAAAGAGAAAUAGCUAGAAAAAACACUGAAAUAAAAAACAAAUUAAGCCCAAUUAUUGGUGAAAACAAUGAUUCUAAUAAUGUUUCAAUAUCAGAUUGGAUGAAACCUAUCAACUUACCUGUUGAAAAAAGUUUGAUAACAUUGAAAGAAAAUGUUCAAAAAGCUAAAGAAAAAUUAAGUAAACAUAAAACCGACAAAGUGGAAGAAUAUAAAUCAAGAACAUCAGAAACUCAAAAAAAUAAAAAACAAAAGCUUGAUGAACCCAAAGCAAUUGAUUCUACUGAAAAAAAAGAAGAUAAUUGUAUUAUGAUUAACCGUAGCAAAAUAAAACUACCUUUCAUUGGUAAAAUGCCAUUUGCUAAGCCAGUCACUAAAAAAACCGCAGGUUCACAAUCUAAAGAAGUUCCUAACUAUAUGGUUGAAACUAAGUGUGAAGAACUAAAAGAAAAACCAGUAACCUCUGUUGAAUCUCGAAUGCAUAUAAUGGAACAUAUGAUUAGUGCCAUUAAUGAAAAAAAGAUUGAAAAACAAACUUUACCUAUUGAUAUGGAUAUUGAUGAUGAAAAUGAAUAUGAUGAAAUGAUUCUAAGUGCUAAAACAAAUUUUUUUCAACCACAAUUAAAUAUAGAUUUACCUAGAAACGAAGUUCUCCAUAAUUUUAAUCUUCCACAUACAAGUUCACUUCCUCAAGAUUUAAAUGCUGCUUUAAAUAUGAUUUUUCCUUGUAAUGAACCAACAAUUGGUACUUGUGUUAGUGUACCUGUUAACAUCCAAAAUAAUAAUUUAAUGGAUCCUCAAAAUAUAUGUAUUUAUCCUGAAAUGAAUAGAAUGUUAAAUAGUUCACCAGAAAGGAAAAAAAAGAAAAAUGCUCCGUCACAACGAAAACGUAGGCAUAUGAAAAAAAACAUGGGGAAAGAUGAUGAAUAUAAUAAAAAUGAAGAAGAAGAAGUUGAUGAUAAAUUGGAUGAACUUAUUAGUUCAGUGUCCAGGAAAGACAACAUAAAUAAGUCUAAUGGCAAUGAAUCAGAGGGAGAUGAACUUGCUAUGCUUGGUAUUGAUGUUGAAGAUAUGGCUGCUCAAUAUUAUUGAACUUAAAUUAGUAGUCAUCAUCACUCAUAUUCUUGACCUAUAUACAGUGAUUUUAGACUAAGAUUUAUAUUUUUUUACAGAUAAAACAAGAAAUUAAUUAUGUACAUCCAUUUUACAGUUUAGUCAUUAAUUUUUAAAUUACUACAUAGAAAAUUGUGAUAUUUUAUUGGAAUCACUAUAUUCAAAAAAGUAUUUUGAAUUUAAACACGUUUUAAUUAAUUAACUUGAUUUUGUUAAAAAUUAUUUAAAUAUCAUGGCACAAUAACGCCACUUUACACUGUAUAAAAUUUAAAUAAAAGUUGUUCAAACAAAAAAAAGGUAGGUAAUCAGUUUUUAAUAAAAAAAAUUUUAGUUAGACUUUAACUGACAAAUAUUAUAGUAAAUCGAUGAUUCUUUUUAUUCAUUAUUUAUUUUAGAUAUUUUAUUACAUCCUAUUCAAAAUUUUCAUUUGAACUUCAAUGGUAAUUAUCAUAUAUAUUUUUAGAAUUGUUUUAUUACAUUUCAUAUGUUUAGUAUUAAACCUUAAUUUAUGUUACAAUAAAUUUAUUUGUUUAUGUAUAAUGGUGUGUAAGUAUUGUAAUCAUGAUAACAAUUAUUUGUAUAACUAAUUUCAUAUUUUAUUUUACUUAGUUUAAUUUGGAUUUGUAAGCAAUGAAAAUGGUUCACAUCAAGAUAUCUUCCGAAAGCUACUUUAUUUUUCUGCAUUAAUUUUAAUAAAUUAGCAAAAUUUAUUAAGAUUUCUGUUGAUUCAAUUAAUCAUUGAUUGGAAAUAUUAUAUGUACCUAUUUGCAAACUUAAUGGAUAGAACAUAAUAUAUAUGGCAAGCGAACGCUACUGAUUAUCGCGAAACUGUUUUGAUAUACUUCAGCAUUUAUCAAAGUAGUCCAAUAAGUAAAGAUUAGCUUUGAACAAUAUCCAAUCUACAAAAAAAAAAUUAAUUGUACGUGAAGGUAAAAUGGGAUGAUCUUAAAUUCAUUCUUUAACUGAAUUAAUUUUUAAACCUAAAUUGUUAAUUCAAAGUGGUUUAUUUUUAAAAACACCAAGUUUUGCCAAAAAAACAUGACCAUUUAUAAAAAACGGUUAUAUCUAGUUUAUACGAAGGAUAUUCCUAUGAAUAUUCUUAUUCUUAUAUAAUAAAAACUGUCAUGGAACUAAAAUUAUGGGAAAGGUAGAAAAAAGUUUUUACCGAUAAUAUAAUUUUUUUUUAAUUA